AUGGACCAAGGUAUCAUCCACUGUAUCAAGAGGUAUGUAUUAUCAGAGAAAAUGUUGUAUGCGCUCGACCAAAUAGGAGAAGGAGUAGAUGAGCCUUAUAAGGUUGACAUUCUUACCGCUUUGAUGUGGUGUGAGAACGCCUGGUUGAAGGUUACUGCUGAUACCAUACAGCAUUGCUGGUAUCACUCGGGUCUUAUUAACAAGACCGCCAUCAAUUUCUUGACGAACUAA
This is a messenger RNA of Phytophthora sojae, 231 nucleotides long. RefSeq lists its product as hypothetical. The transcript has a single exon. Bases 1 to 231 code for a protein of 76 amino acids. NCBI's taxonomy places the organism in Eukaryota, Oomycota, Peronosporomycetes, Peronosporales, Peronosporaceae. The record is from RefSeq and is a predicted model, not a curated record. Gene Ontology annotation, molecular function: nucleic acid binding.